Messenger RNA from Lethenteron reissneri (Far Eastern brook lamprey), 8108 nucleotides. Its product is annotated as collagen alpha-5(IV) chain-like. The record is from RefSeq and is a predicted model, not a curated record. NCBI's taxonomy places the organism in Eukaryota, Metazoa, Chordata, Hyperoartia, Petromyzontiformes, Petromyzontidae. Gene Ontology annotation, molecular function: protein binding.
ACGUGGAACCGGGCGGGCUCGGCAGAGCGAGAGACGCCCCGCGGGUAGAAGGAGAAGCAGAAGCAGCAGCGGCGGAGGCCACGGAUUUAGUGAGCUGAGCGCUCUGUUGCUGGAACCGCGGCCGCGCCUUGAGGGCUCUGCCGAGGGCGUGCGGGGUGCGCCGACUCCGUCUCUCGCUCGCGGUGGGGGGAGGUGCAGCAGCAGCAGCCCCGGGCGCUUUCAACAUUUCUGGGGUUGUUCCCUUCGGAAGCCGCGACUCCAACUCGGCAAACAGCAACGAGAGGGGAGCGGGAGGAGCGCCGCUCGCUCGGCACCGCGCGGACUGCGAGAUCAGCUCGAUCCCCACCGCCUCCUCCUCUUCAUCCUCCUCCUCCUGCCGGCUUCGUCCCUAGCUGUUGUCCCUUCGCAUGCAGGACGUCGUGCCGAGGCGUCCGAGGUGACAGAAGCAAGCUGGUGGUGGUGGUGGGGGAAGAGUCAUCAUCCCCGGGGAGGCGAUGGCUGCACGAGAGGGACGACGCCGAGUCCUCCCGGCGGCGCUGUGCCUGUGUCUGCUGCUCGUUCGGGCCGCGGGGCUCGUUCCGUCGGUGCAAGUGUGCAGGACGAACGCCCCCGCUGCGGGCCACGUGGCCUUCGUGCUCGACACCUCCAAGGGCGCCGCGCAGGGCGCCGCGCAGCUCCGCGCGCUCGUGGAGGCGCUAACGGUGGCCGUCGGCUGCGGCGUCCGAGCGGGAGAGGCGGGCGUGCGGUGCUCUCUGCUGCAGCCCAGCGCCGAGCACAGGUCCCGCCUGCGCCUGCUGGAGCUGCCGGACGGCGCGGGCGCCCGCGACGGGUCUCCGCCGGGCGCCCCGGGCUCCGUGUCGACGUCCAGGGCCCUCGCGUUCCUCCGCAACGCCCCCGAGUUCGCCCACAGAGGAGCCAAGAAGAGGCCCUCGAAGAAGACGACGCCCCCCAAGGCCGCGAGCGCCGGGAGGGUGGUUGUCAUGCUCACGGAUGUGAAGCUCCGUGACGACGUGGCGGCCGUUGCCGGGCAACUGAAGGAGUCCGGAGUCGCCAUCAUCGCCGUAGGAGCACGCAAGGCGCAGAAGGACGUCCUGGACUCGGUGGCAUCGGGCCACAAGGACGCGUUCUACCGGAGGGACGCGGCGGCGCUGCAGGCCAUCGUCCCGGCGCUGCUGCGGCGCGUCUGCAUGCACCUCGGCGGGUCGCUGCACGCCGCCUUAUCCGAGCAAAGCGACGGCGCUCGGGACGACGGAGCCACGGGGAGGAUGGAGCGGCAGGGGGCCCACGUGGCCGACAGGGCCGAGGACCCCACGCAGAGCGACGUCCAGACGUUUGAUGUCGGGGGAUCGGUGUCCUUGCGGGAGAUUGCUCGUCUGCUGCUCUUCGACGCGACGGCCAGCAGCGUGCGCGUGUCCUGGAACGCGGUGCCAGGGGCUACGAGCUACAGACUCAUCUGGGCACCCACGCCAGAGUUCGAGGGCCGGGACCAGGCGCGCGAGGUGACGCUGGCACUGGGCACCACCUCGUACGAGAUCACGAGCCUGGUGCACGACACGGAGUAUGCCGUGUCGCUCUACCCCAUCUACGACGGCUUCCAGGGCGUCUCAGUCACCAACAUCGUCACCACCGCGGGGUUCCUGUACGUCCCGGACGUGCGCGUCGUGGACACCGCUCGCAACUCCAUCGGCCUCGCCUGGAGCCGUGCUGCCGGGGUCACGGGGUACCGCCUCAUCUGGGGACGCACAGAGAUGGGCCCAGAGGACAGUGUGCUGCUGGAGAGGAGUGCGACGUCGUUCCGGAUCCCCGGCCUGCGGGAGGGCACGCUCUACACCAUCAGCCUGCUGGGCAUCUAUGGCCGCCUGGACGGGCCCUCAUUCGUCAUCACUCAGUCCACCGCGUCGGGCUCGUUUGAGGGGGACGAGGAGGUGGUGCGGGACCUGCGCGUGUCGGACGUGUCGCGGGACAGCGCUCGCGUCACCUGGGCCGGCUCUCCCCGCGUCCGCGGCUACGCCGUCACCUGGGUGCCCGUCGCCGGCGGGGUGGAGAUCACGCGUAACGUGCGUGCGGACGUGAGCACGUACGCCAUCGAGGAGCUGCGCGAGAGCACCGACUACGUCGUCAAGGUGGCGGCGCUGCUCGAGGAGCGCGAGGGACGCGCCGCCAGCGUCACGCUGCGCACACUGGACCUGCCCAAGGUGCGCUUCCUGCAGACGUCGGACGUGACGGACGAGGCGGUGCGCGUCACGUGGAGCUCCCUGCCCGGGGCCACGGGCUACCUGCUCAGCUGGCGCCCCAUGUCAGUGAGCGCUGGCGUCAACGGGCAGAGGGAGGUUCGCUUGCCCCCCGAGGUGGAGUCGUACCAGGCGGGCUCCCUGCAGGCCGGCCGCGCCUACCUCUUCACCAUCAAGCCCUUCUUUGGGCAGCGCCAAGGCCCAGCCACCGCCGUCACCGAGAGAACCGUGUGCAACCGCGCCCGGGCGGACAUGGUGUUCCUCCUGGACGGGUCCGGGAGCAUCGGCCGAAAGUUCAACCGCAUCAAGGAGUUUGUGUUCCGCGUGGUGUCCUACUUUCCCCGCAUUGGGCCAGACUCCACACAGAUGGCGGUGGUGAAAUACAGCGACAGCCCACAGACGGAGAUUCCACUGACGCGUUUCAGGGACCGCAACUCCCUGCUGCAGACGCUGAGAGCCAUCCCGUUCCUUGGUGGAAACACUUACACAGGCCGCGCCAUCCAGUACGCGCUGCAGUCGGUGCUGCAACCGGGGGGCGGCACCCGUGCCGGCGUGCCACGCAUCCUCGUCGUCAUCACCGACGGGCGCUCGCAGGACGACCUCUCGGGCCCAGCCGCCUACGCCGUCGCGCAGGGCGUGCAGGUGUUCGCGGUGGGCACGGCGGACGCCGACCGCCGGCAGCUGGAGCUCAUCGCCGGCAGGCAGCCCAGCACGGAGCCAGGCCGCAGCCGCAUCUUCUACCUCGACACGCUGGAGGCCUUCCGCUCCAUCGAGGAGGACCUGGUGGACACCAUGUGCGCCGUCGCCACCGUCGGGCCGGGCCCUGUCGACCCCCCGCAGCCUCCUGUGAACCCAGACCCGGGCGAGUGCGCCGCCUGCUUGCCGGGAGAGGAGGGAGAUCCUGGUCCGCCAGGAUACCCGGGAGACAAGGGAGAGCAGGGGCCGCAGGGCCCGCCCGGCAACCCCGGGGCCUCUGUGGAUGGGAGGUUUGUGGUCGUCGAGAAAGGAGCAAGAGGCGACAAGGGCUUCUCUGGGCGGGACGGCAUCCCAGGCUCACCGGGGCAGCCCGGACAGCCUGGCCAGCCCGGUCCCCGUGGCCCUCCCGGCCUUGAAGGCUUAACGGGACCCCCAGGACAGCCUGGGUUCCCCGGGAGAGACGGUGGCCCUGGGAUGAGAGGCGACAGGGGGGAGCCCGGUUACAUCACGGAUGGUCUCGGCUUGCCUGGGCAGUCCGGGGAGCGUGGGAGAUCGGGUCUACAAGGGGCCAUGGGGCCCAAGGGUUUUGCGGGCGACAUGGGUCCUCGCGGACGCCCAGGGUUGCCCGGACUUCCCGGCAUUGCCAUCAAGGGAGACAAGGGAGACCGUGGACUUCGAGGAGUUUCAGGGUCCGGUGGAGGAGAGGCACAGAGAGGAGAACCUGGAGAUACGGGAUUGCAAGGCCCGAUCGGCCCUCGGGGCCCAGCCGGGGAUCCUGGGCCGCCAGGAACGAGGGGCGAGAGGGGCGACUCGGUACGUGGCAAAGCCGGGCAAUCGGGGAAGCCGGGGAUUCCGGGAGACCAGGGGGAGAGGGGCCCCUCUGGGGAGACUGGCCUGCACGGUGACAGAGGAGUUCCGGGAAAACCAGGAACCAAGGGAGAGGCGGGCGAGAGAGGAUCGAGCGGCUACCCAGGCCCAAAUGGAAGCCCGGGUGCGUCCGGAACGCCAGGGCUUCAGGGCGUGCCGGGGACUGUUGGACCAAUUGGCCCCAGAGGUCAAAGGGGAGAUGCUGGACCCCCCGGCGGGACUCUGCCUUCGAGUCCCGGGGAGCCAGGAUACCGCGGCGAGGCGGGCGAUGCUGGGUACCGUGGCCUGGCCGGGAAGAAGGGUGACAGAGGUAGCGCUGGCGAGAAGGGCAUCAAGGGAUCCCCGGGGAUGGGACCUCCUGGGCCUCCAGGACCACGAGGCGACUCUGGGCCAAAGGGAGCCGUGGGGGCCGUCGGAAACCAGGGAGACAGGGGAGACUCAGGGCGACGCGGGGACCGCGGGAACGACGGGCCACCAGGAUUGGCGGGUCCACAAGGUCCCACCGGAGAUAACGGCAUCCGAGGCAGCAGAGGAAGGAUUGGACCCCUGGGGGAGCCAGGGACUCCGGGCGCUGCCGGCGAGCGAGGAGCAUCGGGUCCGUCGGGAAUGGACGGGGACCGCGGUGACCCCGGCGACAGGGGAAACUCCGGCAGAUCUGGGAAACAGGGAACACCGGGCGUGCCUGGGCCGAGGGGUUCCAAGGGAGACACGGGCCCACCAGGAUCCCCCGGUCGUCCCGCCCAAUACGUGCCCGAUACGGACAGAGGGACUCUGCGCAGAGGAGUCAAGGGGGCAAAGGGGCGCGCCGGCACGAACGGAAAACCCGGGUCGACCGGGGAAGUCGGAGUCCCUGGUCUCAUCGGAGUACGGGGGACUGUGGGCGCACCCGGCUCAUACGGCCAGCGAGGAAACCCAGGAGUCAAGGGUACUGCAGGGCCGAAGGGAGAUCGAGGUUACGCAGGGAGAGACGGAGUCAACGGGAAGGAUGGAAAGAUGGGAUUAUCCGGCAGCCCAGGAGCCCGGGGUGAAGCGGGAAAGGCCGGCGAACCAGGAAGAGACGCCAAGGCAGGAGCACGCGGAGACUCGGGCCUCAGGGGUCCCGUUGGGCCACCCGGAAACCCCGGCACCCCGGGCAAGCCAGGCACAGAUGGAAAACCAGGCCUUUCAGGAAGAAAGGGCGAGACCGGAGUGCCGGGAGAAGACGGCAUCAAGGGUUCAGCCGGGGACCCGGGCCGGUCCGGUCGAGAUGGCAGGGACGGAGCCAAGGGAGACCGGGGGGAGCACGGCUUGCCCGGGAAGCAAGGCUCCCUGGGAGCUCGAGGCCCCGCCGGAGCACCGGCUGAAUAUCAACCGACCGGCGGUGGACGGAUCACCGGAAUUCCUGGCCCCUCCGGUCUGCCGGGGCUGCCCGGAGUUCCCGGUCCGAUGGGGGAGCAGGGACUGAAGGGUGGCACGGGAUACAAGGGCGCCAGGGGGUUUGCGGGGGAUUCUGGGAAGCCCGGAGACCCUGGAGCCAAAGUGAAUAUGUUGAAAAUCCUCGACCAGUACGGGAUCCGGAUCGGCGCCCUGCGGCGUCUCAUCGAGCAGAGCUUCGUCGGCACCGGCGACGGGGGGCGGCCGCUCACCGGGAGACGAGGCCCCAAGGGCAUCGGCGGAGACCGCGGACUCCCUGGCGAAGUCGGAACUCCCGGCAGGGAGGGGGUCCAGGGCCUUCCUGGGCCACGGGGCGACAAGGGGGAGCUUGGAAUGGUGGGGGAGACGGGCCCCCCAGGGAUCCCGGGUCCUGUCCGGGUGGUUCGAGGCCCACGUGGGCCCAGGGGGAAGAGCGGCGACGCCGGAGAGGCGGGCAAGCUCGGCGUGUCCGGCCGGGACGGCGAGCAAGGCGAGAGGGGCAGCCCGGGAGGGAAGGGUGAUCAAGGCGUCAGAGGAGCCAAAGGCUUCGCCGGCAGGAACGGAAUUCCUGGGCCCAUUGGGUCACCAGGACCACCAGGACCCCGUGGGACAUCCGGCCGAAAGGGCACGGUCGACCCCGGAGGCGCCAAGGGGGGAGAGGUUGGACCGCCGGGACGACCUGGCGUGCGGGGAGAUCGUGGUCGCACUGGGGACUACGGGCCGAGAGGAGACAAGGGAGACGCAGGCGCGAAGGGAGACAGAGGGGAGAGAGGCGACCCGGGAACACGAGGACGCAACGGCCAGGCAGGGAGCCCAGGAGCCCCGGGAACCCCAGGGAAGGAUGGAGCCCCGGGUGCACGCGGGGAAAGGGGCCUGCAAGGAAUUGCCGGAGCCCAGGGAGAUCCCGGAGCCUCGGGCAUCCCGGGCCCCCAAGGAACUAAAGGACCUCAGGGACCUCCUGGAGCAAAGGGAGAUGAAGGCUUGGCUGGACCGGCGAUCCCGGGCCCUCCUGGGGCCCAGGGACCCAAAGGCCUCCCCGGCGCGGCAGGGAUGCUGGGGCAGCCCGGACCCAGCGGUGAAAGCGGUGCGCCUGGAGCAAAGGGGAAACCGGGACAGCCAGGAGUUCCGGGAAGGGAUGGCAGCCCCGGACUGAGAGGGUUGGAUGGGAUACCAGGCCGAAUGGGCAUGCCAGGGCCUACUGGACUACGAGGACCCAAGGGAGACAUGGGCCCCAUCGGAUCACCCGGCGUGUCACAACCUGGAAAAAAAGGCCCCAGGGGUGAGAAGGGAGAGCCGGCUGAGAUUGAAGGAGGUGGCACGGGCAUCAAGGGGGUGCCAGGGGACAAGGGGGAGAGAGGCAGCCGGGGCCCUCCGGGGAAGAAAGGCGAGGAGGGCGAGUUUGGAAAACCCGGGCUUACGGGGCCGGUGGGCCCCAAAGGAAGCCACGGGGAGAGGGGACAGAGGGGCGACGCAACCGUGGGGAAACCUGGGCCGGAUGGCCUCCCUGGCCCUGCUGGCUUUAAGGGCGGCGCUGGCCUGCCGGGCCCCACCGGCGAGGAGGGGCAGCCGGGCAAGCCGGGCCCCGUGGGGACACCGGGAUCGCGAGGUUUCGGCGGAAACCCAGGACCCCGGGGAACCCCGGGCGAGCGGGGUGAGCCAGGACCCCAGGGUAAGAAUGGAAGCCCGGGGCAGGCCGGAGUGCGAGGGCAGUCGGGGCGUCCGGGCUCAAGGGGAGGCCCUGGGGAGAGAGGUGUCAAGGGCGAGAGUGGAGCAGGUCCCCUGGGACCUCCGGGUGACACGGGUCUGAGCGGAGCUCGGGGUGCACCAGGAACGCCCGGGCUGCCUGGGCCAGCGGGAGAGCCGGGCCUGUCUGGAAGCAAGGGUUACCGGGGAGAGAAGGGCAACUCUGGGAGUCCUGGACCCAAGGGUGACGACGGAGACGGCGUUGGGGUUGGGCCGCCCGGCAGGAGAGGAGCCAAGGGGGACAGGGGCGACCACGGCCCCGAAGGUCUGGACGGGAAGAAGGGAGAGAAGGGCGAGCAUGGAGCCAUGGCACCGCAGGGAAGCAAGGGGCAGGAUGGAGACAAGGGAGCACGAGGAAUCCCCGGCCUCGCGGGGGUUGGCGGUCCCAAGGGUGAACCAGGAGAGCUGGGAAUGCCGGGCACUGCUGGAACCCCAGGCCUCCGAGGACGAAGCGGAUUUAAGGGCAUGAAGGGGGAGCGUGGAAUGUACAGUGAAAAGGGUGAAAAUGGCGACGUGGGCAUGAAAGGGCGGUGCGGCGAGGAUGGAGCGAAGGGAGCCAAGGGAGACCCUGGACUUCCCGGAGGCCGCGGAUCGCCGGGGGAGAGAGGAGAGAGGGGUGAGCGAGGCAUGCUGGGUACUCCGGGAACACCCGGGCAACAAGGGGCAUCAGGACCAAAGGGAGAGGCGGGCGCCGCGGGAGUGGACGGGAGGAAGGGAUCCUUCGGAGACAAGGGGCUGCAGGGCCACCCGGGCUUGCCAGGCCCUCCGGGGCCAUCAGGGCCAGUCGGAGAGGUCGGCCGCGUCGGAGAGAGGGGGCUCGAGGGGCCGCCCGGGAAGGAAGGCCCCAAGGGCAAGAAGGGCAAAGUGGGGCCCCCCGGGAUGGACGUGACCGGAGCUAGCGGCCUUCCGGGUGAACCUGGCAGCAAGGGAGAACAGGGGAGCUCGGGCAAGGUGGGAAAUCGCGGCUACAAAGGAGAAGUGGGGAUCACGAAGGAGGCGAUUCGCUCCAUUCUCCGUGAAGAGAUGAGCGGACGCUGCACUUGCGGAGGUACGGGGAGUGCGGCGCUGCCGUUACGUUCAGCGCACCGGCCUCUGCUCGUGGCGACGGCACACCGCGACAGCCACGGAGAUAAUGAACCAUGACUCACCGCAGCCAGAGACGGACUUAAGACUCCGGGG